AUGGACCCUGAAGUUCCCGGUAUCUUAUACUGCUCAGUUUACAUAAAUCACAACUACGAUCUGUUCUUAAGUGAAAGAAGAAGGAGGAGGCGUGCAUUAUUAGUAAGUUGUAGUACAUCUGAAGCCAAUACUAAGGUAUCGGUGAAGAAGGUAUUGGAGACUUUACUCGACGGCGUAGACGGAAAUGAGAAACCGUUGAAUUAUAAUGCUCGAACGAAGUUGCUUGCAGCUGGAAUUUAUUUAUUGUAUGCCGAAGGACGACACGUGAAUGAUUUACUUCCAAUUCUGUUGGAACUCUACCGAAAUUUGCCACGAUUAAAAUGGAUUGAUGAUGGUGUUACAAAUCGACAAGAUAGAGUACCAGUGCAGGAGCAGUUCGGACUGUGUUUUAAUACUAUUCUUAGUGAGCUUGCUUCAAAUUAUUCAGAUGUGCGUGAUGUUAUUAUCUCUGCACAAAUCGAAUUGCUUGUGGUCAUUUGUGAUAUUAUUGUAAAUAUUUGUGAUCAAGUGCAACCACAAUUCCAAACAAAAUGCUACCUUAUGCGACUUAUUUGUUUUAUGAUUGGAUUACUUCGGGCAUUCGGACGGUAUAGUGGUAAUAAGGAUCACCCAUUGAUUUCCACUAUUUAUCCUGUACCAUUCAUGAUCAGGAACACAGAUGCGCGCAUUAAUCAGAUAGAUGGAAGUAAUAGAGUGGAGGCUCUUCGGUUAACAACCGAUUCUGAAAAUUUGCUCUGGAAUGAUGCUAUCAAUACAGAAAAACAGGACCAGAAAGAACGUUUGCAAAAGAUGUUCUCCAAACAUGCGAGUAGCUUUGUAUUGCCUCCUGUUUUCAGCAGCAGUCUUCCAAAAUUCAAAUUCACACCUGCCGAAUUGAAUUCAUUCUCUGAUAUUAUGGAACGGUUGUUGAGAAGACCACUACUGGAUGUCAUAGAUGCAUAUGCUACCGAUGUAUAUAUGGCUGGACAGAUCAAACGUUUCCCAUACAAAACAUUAUCGGAAUGUCUUUCACUGGUUUUUGUAACGGCCGCUAGAGAUGCUUAUGCACCGUAUGAUAUGUUAAAGCUCGAAAAAUCAUUAACCCAAAAAUUUGCUCGAAGGGUGAAGACACUUGCAAUAGAACUAUAUUCGAAGGGAGAAGAUUUUCUGAAUACGCAGAAAUUAAGCGAGGAUGAACGAACAUCACGUUCUCCACUAUUGAUUAAUCGAGCGAAAAUGAAUGUUCUUUGCAGCUCGGUUUGUCUUGAACUUAUGGUUUGGGCUACAUGCGACGAAAUCGAUGCAGAGUCACUUCAUGCUACAAUAGACAGUCGGCUUUGGCAGAUUCAUGGACAUCGUCAUGCAUCAGCCAAAAUAUCUCUAAUAAUGAUGGCUUUGGAAGCACUUAGCUCACUUGCCGUUAAAUUCCCGACAAUUGCUGCAACACUGGCGGUUAACAGUCUUAGCCAGUUCUUAGUAGAACCUUCACCUGUUCUUUCAAAAUUGGCUAUAGAUCUUGGCGUAAUGGAGAAGCGUGUUUUCAAUGAGGGAGAUAGAAAAGAUGAAGAAAUGGUAAAAAAAAAGCUAACUUUUGAAAGUAUACGGAGAUUGGCAAUAAACUCGCUUUGCAGUGACACGGCUUUGGCUUUGGAAAAUGCAAUGCAUAUCGUUGGCGGAAUUGGUGCUGCGUUAGUUGAUAUGGAAAAUGUUCCGCAACUUGCUUUCAAAGUUUUUCAACAAGCGUUAACAGAAACAUCGACGAAUCAUGGUGUCAUUGUAGCGGAACUGGCUAAUAUGUGGAUAGCUGGCGCG
Molecule: messenger RNA, 1791 nt
Organism: Acanthocheilonema viteae
Lineage: Eukaryota; Metazoa; Nematoda; Chromadorea; Rhabditida; Onchocercidae
Source: the annotation of a GenBank genome assembly